This is a messenger RNA of Elephantulus edwardii (Cape elephant shrew), 6063 nucleotides long. It is a transcript of the gene KDM5B, whose product is annotated as lysine (K)-specific demethylase 5B. Gene Ontology annotation, biological process: chromatin remodeling. NCBI's taxonomy places the organism in Eukaryota, Metazoa, Chordata, Mammalia, Macroscelidea, Macroscelididae. Gene Ontology annotation, cellular component: nucleus. The record is from RefSeq and is a predicted model, not a curated record. Gene Ontology annotation, molecular function: histone demethylase activity. Bases 269 to 4429 code for a protein of 1386 amino acids. The transcript has 26 exons.
UUGGCAGCCACCCUUUGCAUGUGAUGUUGAUAAACUUCAUUUUACUCCACGUAUCCAGAGGCUGAAUGAAUUGGAGGCCCAAACUCGUGUAAAGUUGAAUUUCUUGGACCAGAUUGCAAAGUAUUGGGAAUUACAGGGGAGUACUCUGAAAAUCCCUCAUGUGGAGAGGAAGAUCUUGGACUUGUUUCAGCUUAAUAAGUUAGUUGCAGAAGAAGGUGGAUUUGCAGUUGUUUGCAAGGAUAGGAAGUGGACCAAAAUUGCCACCAAAAUGGGGUUUGCUCCAGGCAAAGCUGUGGGCUCACACAUCAGAGGGCAUUAUGAGCGAAUACUCAAUCCCUACAAUUUAUUCUUGUCUGGAGACAGCUUGAGGUGUCUCCAGAAGCCAAACCUGUGCACUGACAUGAAGGACAAGGAGUACAAGCCCCAUGACAUCCCUCAGAGGCAGUCUGUGCAGCCCUUGGAAACAUGCCCCCCAGCCCGAAGGGCAAAGCGCAUGAGAGCCGAGGCGAUGGAUAUUAAAAUACAACCAGAAGAGAUACCAGAAGCCAGAACUCAUAAUCUUAGACGUCGAAUGGGUUGUCCAACUCCAAAAUGUGAUAAUGAGAAAGAAAUUAAGAACAACAUCAAACAAGAACCCAUUGAGAAGAAAGAGUAUACUGUAGAAAGUGAGAAAGAGAAGCCAAAGAGUCGAUCUAAAAAAACCACCAAUGCUGUGGAUCUGUAUGUCUGCCUCUUGUGUGGCAGUGGCAAUGAUGAGGAUCGACUUCUCUUGUGUGAUGGCUGUGAUGACAGUUACCAUACAUUUUGCUUGAUUCCACCUCUCCAUGAUGUUCCCAAGGGAGACUGGAGAUGUCCUAAGUGUUUGGCUCAGGAGUGUAAUAAGCCACAAGAAGCUUUUGGUUUUGAACAAGCAGCCAGAGACUAUACUCUUCGUACUUUUGGAGAAAUGGCAGAUGCCUUUAAAUCUGAUUAUUUCAACAUGCCAGUUCAUAUGGUUCCCACAGAGCUGGUUGAGAAAGAAUUUUGGCGACUGGUAAGCACUAUUGAAGAGGAUGUCACAGUGGAAUAUGGAGCUGAUAUCGCUUCAAAGGAAUUUGGUAGUGGCUUUCCUGUCCGAGAUGGGAAAAUCAAACUUUCCCCCGAAGAAGAGGAAUACCUUGAUAGUGGCUGGAAUUUGAACAAUAUGCCAGUGAUGGAACAAUCUGUCCUUGCUCACAUUACUGCUGAUAUAUGUGGCAUGAAACUUCCUUGGUUAUAUGUGGGAAUGUGCUUUUCUUCUUUCUGUUGGCAUAUUGAAGAUCACUGGAGCUAUUCAAUUAACUAUCUGCACUGGGGUGAGCCAAAAACCUGGUAUGGAGUCCCAGGGUAUGCUGCUGAGCAGCUAGAAAAUGUGAUGAAGAAACUGGCCCCAGAGCUCUUUGUGUCCCAGCCGGAUCUCCUCCAUCAGCUUGUGACCAUCAUGAACCCCAAUACCCUGAUGACUCAUGAAGUGCCUGUUUACCGAACUAAUCAGUGUGCUGGGGAAUUUGUGAUAACAUUUCCAAGAGCCUACCACAGUGGUUUCAACCAAGGUUUUAAUUUUGCUGAGGCUGUUAACUUCUGCACUGUUGACUGGCUUCCCUUAGGCCGACAGUGUGUGGAGCAUUACCGCCUGCUUCACCGUUACUGUGUAUUUUCACACGAUGAGAUGAUUUGCAAAAUGGCUUCCAAGGCUGAUGUACUAGAUGUUGUAGUGGCUUCCACUGUGCAGAAAGACAUGGCCAUUAUGAUUGAGGAUGAGAAAGCUUUAAGGGAAACAGUCCGUAAAUUGGGAGUAAUUGAUUCGGAGAGAAUGGAUUUUGAGCUAUUGCCCGAUGAUGAGCGUCAAUGUGUAAAGUGCAAAACUACAUGCUUCAUGUCUGCCAUCUCCUGUUCUUGUAAACCUGGCCUCCUCGUUUGCUUGCAUCAUGUAAAGGAAUUGUGUUCCUGUCCUCCUUAUAAAUAUAAGCUCCGCUAUAGAUAUACUCUGGAUGAUCUGUACCCCAUGAUGAAUGCAUUGAAGCUUCGAGCAGAAUCUUACAAUGAAUGGGCCUUGAAUGUGAAUGAAGCUUUGGAAGCAAAGAUCAACAAGAAGAAAAGUCUUGUCAGCUUCAAGGCUUUAAUUGAAGAAUCUGAAAUGAAGAAAUUCCCAGACAAUGAUCUUUUGCGUCACCUUCGCCUAGUCACUCAGGAUGCAGAGAAAUGUGCCUCUGUUGCGCAGCAGUUGCUGAAUGGAAAAAGGCAAACGAGAUACCGGUCUGGUGGAGGGAAAUCCCAAAAUCAGUUGACUGUGAAUGAGCUUCGACAAUUUGUGACACAACUGUAUGCUCUUCCAUGUGUCCUCAGUCAAACACCAUUGCUAAAGGAUCUCUUGAAUCGUGUAGAAGAGUUCCAGCAGCAUAGCCAGAAGGUGCUUACUGAGGAAAUGCCCAGUGCUGCCAAGCUGCAGGAAUUGCUGGACAUUAGCUUUGAAUUUGAUGUUGAACUUCCACAGCUUGCUGAGAUGCGCAUUCGCUUGGAGCAGGCCCGCUGGCUGGAAGAAGUGCAGCAAGCUUGUCUAGACCCCAGCUCCCUCACGUUAGAUGAUAUGAGACGUCUCAUAGAUCUGGGUGUGGGGCUGGCCCCAUAUUCAGCAGUGGAGAAAGCUAUGGCCCGGCUGCAGGAACUGCUUACAGUGUCAGAGCACUGGGAUGAUAAAGCCAAGAGUUUCCUCAAGGCCAGGCCGCGGCAUUCCCUGAGCAGCCUUGCUGCCGCAGUGAAGGAGAUUGAGGACAUCCCUGCCUAUCUGCCCAAUGGGGUGGCUCUGAAAGACUCGGUGCAGAGAGCCAGAGACUGGCUUCAAGAUGUGGAAGCCCUACAGGCAGGUGGACGUGUGCCAGUGUUAGACACACUCAUAGAACUUGUUACACGAGGCCGAUCAAUCCCAGUACAUCUGAAUUCUUUACCAAGACUGGAGUCGCUUGUAACUGAGGUGCAGGCCUGGAAACAAUGUGCUGCAAAUACAUUCUUGACUGAGAAUUCAUCAUAUUCUCUCUUAGAGGUGCUGUGUCCUCGAUGCGAUAUUGGCCCUUUGGGGUUGAAGAGAAAGCAGAGGAAGCUGAAGGAACCUCUGCCAAGUGGAAAGAAAAAAACCACCAAAUUAGAGAGUCUGAGCGACCUGGAGAGAGCGUUAACCGAAAGCAAGGAGACGGCGUCAGCAAUGGUAACACUUGGAGAGGCACGUCUGAGGGAAAUGGAAGCCUUGCAGUCUCUUAGACUAGCCAAUGAAGGGAAGUUGCUGUCACCUGUCCAAGAUGUGGAGAUGAAGGUCUGCGUGUGUCAGAAGGCGCCAGCGGCACCUAUGAUGCAGUGUGAACUCUGCAGGGAUGCUUUCCAUACCUCCUGCGUGGCAGUGCCCAGUACUUCUCAAGGCUCCCAAGUCUGGCUUUGUCCCCAUUGUCGGAGGUCAGAGAAACCCCCCCUGGAGAAAAUUUUGCCCCUACUGGCUUCCCUGCAGCGUAUUCGAGUUCGCCUUCCUGAGGGAGAUGCACUUCGAUACAUGAUUGAAAGAACCGUGAACUGGCAACACAGAGCCCAGCAACUGCUUUCAUCAGGGAAUCUAAAAUUUGUGCAAGAUCGAGUUGGGUCAGGACUGUUAUAUAGCCGAUGGCUAGCCUCAACAGGACAGGUGUCGGAGAUAAACAAGGUACCUCUACCAUCUGGCACCACAUCCUUUUCCUUGCCUGAGGACUGGGACAACAGAACCUCAUAUUUACACUCCCCUUUCUCAACUGGACGAAGUUGUAUCCCCCUUAGUGGCAUUAGUCCAGAAGUGAACGAACUGUUGAUGGAGGCCCAGUUGCUCCAGGUAUCCCUUCCUGAAAUUCAGGAACUUUACCAGACUUUACUUGCAAAGCCAAGCCCUGGUCAGCAAAUUGACCGAAGCUCACCAGUGAGACCCAGCAGUGAGAAGAGUGAUUGCUGCCGAGGGAAGCGAGACGGUCUCAACAGUCUUGAGAGAAAAUUGAAGAGGCGCCUAGAAAGAGAGGACCUAUCCAGUGAGCGGUGGGAUCGAAUUAAAAAAAUGCGGACCCCCAAAAAGAAGAAAAUCAAACUGAGCCACUCCAAGGACAUGAACAAUUUCAAGUUAGAGAGAGAGCAUAGCUAUGAAUUAGCCCGUUCAGCUGAAACUCAUUCCCUGCCCUCAGACACAUCCUAUUCGGAACAGGAGGACUCUGAGGAUGAAGAUGCCAUCUGCCCAGCUGUGAGCUGCCUGCAGCCAGAAGGAGAUGAGGUGGACUGGGUCCAGUGUGAUGGCAGCUGCAAUCAGUGGUUUCAUCAGGUCUGUGUUGGUGUUUCUCCAGAGAUGGCAGAGAAGGAAGACUACAUCUGUGUGCGCUGUACUGUGAAGGACGCACCAAGCCGAAAGUAAAAAUCACAAAACAAACCCCCUUCUCCUUCAUGUAAUUCAGGACUCCAACCUAGAAGAUUCCUUCAAUUUCUCAGCAAAGCUACAGGACUGGCAUUCACUCCAGCCUGUAAACGGUGCUAUUUCUAUUCUUUAUGGGAUCAUUUUUCCAGAACUCUUUGAAAAAAAGAAAAAAACAAACAAAACAAAAACCAACUAAAAAUUUUUUGACACAUUUUGUAUUUUUUUCCUUAAGAGUUGUUUGUGAUUGUUGAGAUUUGAAAUGCUGACUGUUUUUUGCAGGGGUUUCCACCAAUUUGGAAGGCAUCAAAUCUUGCACCUUUUCAUGUACAGCAUUAAAAUCUUACCUCUGGGAUUUAUGGCUUAAGAGUCCAACUCGGUUUCAGUGUCCAGAAGGGCAUCAGAAAUUCCAGUAAAUCCUCAUUUGAGGAAUCUCCUGUUUACUCUGUUACCACAUUGGGGUACUUGAGUUUUUCAUUUUUGGGGGUUUUUGUUUAUUUCUUUAUCUCCUUUUUUUCCCACCCCUCAUGGUAGACUAGGUUUAUUUAUCUGAGCAAUAACUUCCAUGUCUGGAUUCAGUGGCUGGAAUUAAAACAAAACAACAAACAUAUGAACAGUGUGUUGGUGCUUUAGCAUUUGGUUGAUGUACAGAACGCAAAUGUCUAGUUUCUAGGGUCACUGAUGAACUAGUGAUGUAGAAAAGAGACUGCUCUGUAAGUAAUUGCCACAGCUGUAUUUUGGCUUUCUCCCUGCCCUCCUCCUACCCUUCCCUAUUUUUUUGGUAGCUUGUAUCAAAUGUUGCAAGUUUAUAUUGUGGAAUAAAUUCUUGGUUAUAAUAUAACAGUAAAUGCUGGUUAUUUAGAACCAUUAGACUACAGCUGCCGCUGGUCCUCCGUCUUUUGAGCUUUUCCGAGCCAGAGGGGACUGCUUGCUUUGCCUCUGUCCAUCUAGGCUGCAGUAGCCAUAGAUGCUAGCCUGCGAACAACAUGAGGAGAUCCUUCUGUUGUAGCCUGUGCUGUUGGUGGGCCAUAGGCCUCCAGCCCUCACUAAUAAAUUGCAUCUCCCUCCUACCUCCCAGUCUUUAAGUAACAGAGUUUGUCUUAAAGCCAUGGUUUUUUUAAUAAAAAGAAACAAAGACUUUCUUAGAGUAUUGUGAAACCAUUGUACUCCACUCCCAAGGUUUCUUCAUCUUUGAGCUGACAGGAAAACUUGGUUUCAGGUUCCAUUGUCCCAGCACAGCGGAAGGAAUGCUCAUCCUCACAGAAGGCAGUUUGAGGAGAGUCGCAGGGACACCAGGCUCUGCCAUCCUAACGUCCUUCCCCAUCACUUUCUUACUUUUGUUUACUGGGAGUGUGCACCUGCAUUUCACUGCAACCUCCUUUUUCUUUUGAAAGGACUCUCUUCUCCAGUGGAGGAGGCAUUCUUGAGAAUGGAACAGGUUCUUAUUUUUCCUAGUCUGUUGCUGAUGUUUGUUUUCCCCACAUUCUAUAGCCAUAAACCUGAAAUGGGUAGAACUCUAGUGGGUCUUUAAUAGAAAAACAAUGGAAAAAAAGACCCCGCUGUUGGUGAUGUAGCAGAGAUUUAAAUGUAUUGUCCCCUUUUAUGCAAUUCAAAUAAUUAAAUCUCUUUAAGAAUGA